AUUUUUAUUUGUAAUAUUAAUUUAUUAUUUAUAUCACGGAAUGACACCGCUGCUGCUACAACGCCCACUGGGGGGAGUCCCAGACUACUAGUUUAUAAUAAUUAAUCAAUUUAAUUGCUUCAGUAAAAACCUUUAAAAAUAUGUCUUGCUUUUAAGUACUCUUAAUGCUUACGUAUUUCAUUAUGGUAAAAGUUUACAUAUCGAAUAUCUUUACAAUCAAAAUUAUAGUUAGUUCCUAUUACGAUUUCCUGUCUUCCCUAGCGGCGAUUAAUCAAUAUAUAUAUUUGAACGUUGCCAGAUGUCGCAACUUUAUCUCAUACUUUUUGUAACCAAGAUCAGAUUUCGUUAUAAAUUAUUUUUUUUAUAAAACAAUCAAUUUUGAAUUAUUUUUGUUAUGUAGUAAUUAUUUAAACGUUCGUUAAAAUUUGAUCUCGACGCGGGAUAGGUAAAUUCAUAUUUCGACCGUCAGGUAGCGCCGAGACUCUCCGCCGAUGAUGUCACAUCCGAAAGUGAUGUAAAUUACGUCACUUCCUGGUUCAAGAUUCCAGAAUUUUCUAGUAUUCGUCCGAGACUUAUUCGUGCGGAAACGUGUUCUUCGAAUUUAUUAACGCUCUUUCGUCGAUAACCAAAAAAGAUGGCAAAGUGGGGCGAAGGAGAUCCCAGAUGGAUAGUGGAGGAGAGACCCGAUGCUACCAACGUCAACAAUUGGCAUUGGACUGAAAAGAAUGCCUCUCAGUGGUCUAAAGACAAAAUAUCGGAGCUUUUCUUAAAUUUAAAGCUGGACGACGACAUCGGUUGCUGCGAAAUUACAGAAAUCACUAGUUGCGAAGGCGAAGCUGUAGUUAAUAACAGAAAAGCGAAAUUGAUAUUUUUUUACGAAUGGGUUAUUAAAAUGAAAUGGAAAGGUAAGAUUUUUAAAAGUAUUUUACAAUCAAAAAUGUAUUUAACAACUAAAGAUAUAAACUUUGGAAAGAAUGGCACCAUUGCAUCUUGGCUAGUGCCACAUUCAAUUUUUGUUUUUAUUUCAAGAAUUUUUGUAAAAUAUUUUCAAUGAUUAGUGAUACCAAAUGCCAGUAAGAAUUAAAUAGUAAACUUUAUUUUAGACGUUAUUUGUCAUGAAAACAUGGGUAAAAUUGCAGAUAUCAGAGGAGGAGAAGCUAUUGUUUUGACAGUUUUGUUCUUUUGACUGCUAAUGUUUAAAAUGGCUGUGAGCAACUUCUCUAUAGUAAUGAGCCAUGAGACAAUAUUUUCAUGUGAAAUUAGGCCAAAACACUAGAAGUGCUGGAUUUAUUGUCAAUUUUACAUAGAAUUUAACUGUGUGAGGUAGUAACAUAAAAUAUGAAAUUAAAGAAGGAAGUUACAUGACAAUACUAGACUCCAAGACUUUAUACCCUUUGAUAGCAACAUAAAGGUUGAUUUACACAGUACAACUGUUGAUGUUUUGUCACACUCAAAAAUGACAGAUUCAGAUGUUUACAUGUUAUUUUGCAUUACAACUUGUGAGUUACACUGAACAUGUAUAAGAUCAUUUGUUUUUCUUGAAAACACUACCUUUGAUAA
This is a messenger RNA of Centruroides sculpturatus (bark scorpion), 1560 nucleotides long. Its product is annotated as activator of 90 kDa heat shock protein ATPase homolog 1-like. The coding region runs from base 635 to 1054 and encodes 139 amino acids. Gene Ontology annotation, biological process: positive regulation of ATP-dependent activity; protein folding. Gene Ontology annotation, cellular component: cytosol. Lineage: Eukaryota; Metazoa; Arthropoda; Arachnida; Scorpiones; Buthidae. The transcript is spliced from 3 exons. The record is from RefSeq and is a predicted model, not a curated record. Gene Ontology annotation, molecular function: protein-folding chaperone binding; ATPase activator activity.